Rhododendron vialii is the source of this 554-nucleotide messenger RNA. RefSeq lists its product as uncharacterized. The record is from RefSeq and is a predicted model, not a curated record. The transcript has 3 exons. Lineage: Eukaryota; Viridiplantae; Streptophyta; Magnoliopsida; Ericales; Ericaceae. Bases 20 to 259 code for a protein of 79 amino acids.
GAGGAACCUUACUUGGUGGAUGGUGGAUAAUGGAAGUCCUUCAAAAUUCAUGCAGGUAUGGUCCAAGUGUGUUCUGCUUCAUAUCUCUUUCAAGUUGGAAAGUGAGUCACAGAAGCUAUAUAGGUUGAAGAAAAAAAUGGAGAGGCAGCUUCACCACACUUCUGAUGGUUCGGCAAUCAUAACAAACACACCACCACAACCCCAAGAUGGCAAAACAAUGGUCAUGGCACAAAUCCACCCCUGCUGGUUUAUGGGUUGAUAAAGAAGUGCUGUUGUGACUUUUUGCUGAAGAUAUAGGCAUGAUCUUGCUAGUGUGAUGGCUAUCAUUAUUGCUUGGUUGGUUGAAGCCUUUUUGUUGAUACUAAUGGGAUGGAUAGAUUUUGGAAGGAUUGCUUUGGUUGAAGCCUUUUUGUUAAUAUUUUGGUGUAAGAUUUGAACUCCACUUUUGGGAUACAUGGAUGUUUUGGAAAGCUUUUUUGUUGAUAUUUGGUGACAAGGUUUGUACUAGAUAGAAAUGUUGGAAGGACAUUUAGUAUAUUGAAUUUCUUUUGUAA